This is a messenger RNA of Oldenlandia corymbosa var. corymbosa, 2127 nucleotides long. NCBI's taxonomy places the organism in Eukaryota, Viridiplantae, Streptophyta, Magnoliopsida, Gentianales, Rubiaceae. The record is from the annotation of a GenBank genome assembly.
AUGGCUACUGCUGCUGCUAUCCAGCCUGCUAAAUCUAAGCAAAUGGUUAGGCGUGAUCGUGGAAUGUUCUCGGCAUCUGAUGAUACCGCAAUGAUGAAGCAGAUUCAGGCGACUCAUGCUCCCGAUGGUCGGGAGCUUGAAGUCAAACCUAUUCUGCACAUCAUUGAGGCAAUCCUACAUCAUGUCUCCCCUGGUCUUGAUGGAGUGAUCAAUGGAGUUCACCAUCAGGAAAGUGAUGCAGCAUUGGAGGAGAAGGCUGCAGUUGCUGGUGAUGAAGGUAUCUUGGAAGGAUUGGCUUACAUUAUACACAAAAUCUCCUGCGAGUUGUCAUGCAAGUGCUCAGGUGGUGGAGAUGCGCAUGCUGCGACAAUGGCGAUCUUAAACAUGCUCUCAAGCUAUUCUUGGGAUGCAAAAGUAGUGACAUCAUUGGCUUCCUUUGCUGUGAACUAUGGGGAGUUCUGGCUCCUUGCUAAGAUGUUUGCCACAAAUCCGCUGGCCAAGUCUGUUGCUGUUCUCAAGCAAUUGCCAGACAUCAUUGAGCAUUCUAAUGGGUUGAAAUCGCGGUUUGAUGCGAUUAACAACAUUAUCAAGGCAAUGCUAGAUGUAACUAAGACCAUUGUUGAGUUCAAGGGAUUGCCAAGCCAGUACAUUACCGAUGACACACCUCCAAUGGCCAUGGCACUUGCUCAUAUUCCCGCUGCUGUUUACUGGACUGUAAGAAGCAUGGUCGCCUGUGCAUCUUUGCUUACAAGCCUAUUAGGCAUGAAUUAUGAGAUGAUUGCAUCUACCACGGAGACAUGGGAACUGUCAAGUUUAGCCCACAAGCUGAGCAGCAUACAUGGUCACCUCAAGACACAGUUAGCUAACUGCUAUCAGCAUAUUGAGGAGAAGAUGCAUGCUGAGUACUUUCAAAUGCUGAUCCACAUUUUUGAUGUACCACAUUUGGACAACUUGAAGAUCCUUAGGGCACUGAUCUACAUCAAGGAUGAUCUGCCACCUCUCACACAUGGCUCUACUAAGACAAGGGUAAAUGUUGAUGUUUUGAGAAGAAAAACAGUGUUGCUGCUGAUAUCAGAUCUUGACCUCUCCCAAGAAGAGCUUCCUGUACUCACUCAUAUCUACCAAGAAGCGCGAUCAAGACCAGAGUAUAAUUAUGAGAUUGUAUGGCUACCAGUGGUGAAUAAGUCAGUGCCAUGGAAUGAAACAAAUGAACAAAAAUUUAAGCAGCUGCAGUCUAUAAUGCCAUGGUAUACACUCCAUCAUCCAUCGUUGCUUGAACCUGCUGUAAUCAAAUACAUAAAGGAAGUGUGGCAUUUUGAGAAGAAGUUGAUGUUAGUUGUGCUGGAUCCAGUAGGAAAAGUGGCUUGUCCUAAUGCGUUACAUAUGGUUUGGAUAUGGGGAAAUCUUGCAUAUCCUUUCACUCUAAUGAAAGAGGAAUCGCUGUGGAAGGAGGAAACUUGGAGGCUUGACUUAUUAGUGGAUGGCAUCGAUCAAAACAUACUUGAUUGGAUUGUGGAAGAGAAGUUCAUUUGUUUGUAUGGAGGGGAAGAUAUUGAAUGGAUUCGCCGAUUUACAACAGCAGCACGAAAGGUUGCCACUGAAGCAGGCAUCCAGUUGGAAAUGGUUUAUGUGGGAAAGAGCAGCAGCAGGGAGCGUGUGCGAAAGAUCAAUGCUGUCAUAACAGCAGAACAACUCAGCCAUUGUUGGACUGAUCCAACAUAUGUUUGGUAUUUCUGGACAAGAGUGGGUAGCAUGCUGUAUUCGAAGAUGCAGAAUGGAAAGACAGUUCAAGACGAUAAAAUAAUGCAGGAGGUACUGACCAUCCUCACCUUUGAUGGAAGUGAUCAUGGAUGGGCUCUGAUAAGUAGAGGAUCAGCAGAGAUGGCCAGAGCUACUGGAGAUACAAUGCUCACCAGCCUCACUGACUUCCCGACUUGGGAGAACGACGCAAAGGAAAAAGGAUUUAUCCAUGCACUCAAUGAGUACUUACAGCGCCUUCACACUCCACAGCACUGCAACCGCCUUAUCCUUCCAGGGAUCGCUGGUGGCAUCCCAGAGCUGGUUGUUUGUGCAGAAUGUGGUCGCCCAAUGGAGAAGUAUUUCAUGUACCGUUGCUGCACCGACUAA